Hyla sarda is the source of this 1209-nucleotide messenger RNA. RefSeq names its product putative deoxyribonuclease tatdn3-A. Gene Ontology annotation, molecular function: hydrolase activity, acting on ester bonds. The record is from RefSeq and is a predicted model, not a curated record. The transcript is spliced from 10 exons. The coding region runs from base 81 to 899 and encodes 272 amino acids. NCBI's taxonomy places the organism in Eukaryota, Metazoa, Chordata, Amphibia, Anura, Hylidae.
UCUAAGCCCCGCCCACUGGACCUAUUUGUUCCCGCCCACUGUGGGGUCACUAGGGGACGGCUGAGAGGAAGGCUACAGUAAUGGCGGGCGGCUAUGUAGACUGUCACUGCCACAUGACAGCCGAGGAGUUCUCCCAGGAUAGAGCGGAUAUUCUGGAAAGAGCUAGAAAAGGAGGAGUCCAGGCUCUUGUGUCAGUAACGGAGCACGCAGGAGAGCUGGAGACUCUUCUACACCUCUCAGACAGGUACCCCAGUUAUGUUAUGCCAUGUUUUGGGGUACAUCCUAUACAGAGUACGGCAGACGGUUCCCACAGUGUGACAAUGCAGGACCUGAAACCUGCACUUGACAAGUUUGAACAGUACAAAGACCGUCUUGUUGGCAUAGGAGAGAUCGGGUUAGACUUCACCCCCUGGCUCACUCCCACCUCCAAGGAGAGAGAAGAGCAGCUGAGAGUUUUCCAGAAACAACUGGACAUUGCAAAACAAAUGGACUUACCAGUAAAUGUCCAUUCUCGUUCAGCUGGGAGACAAACUAUAGCUUUUCUUAAGGAACAAGGUGCUGAGAAAGUCUUACUGCACAAUUUUGCUGGUCGCGCCUCAGUUGCCUUGGAGGGGGUGCAGGCCGGAUACUUCUUCUCCUUCCCCCCAAGAGUCGCAAAUAAUGAUCAGAGAGAAAAGCUGAUAAGACGGAUCCCAUUGGAGAACAUCUGCUUAGAGACUGAUUCACCAGCCCUGGGACCAGACCGACAGGAAAGGAAUAUACCAUCCAAUAUCUUCAUCUCCUGUGAAUACAUUGCCCGCGUGAAGGGUCUGUCACCGGAGAAAGUCUGCGAGGCGACCGCCCAUAAUGCCUUCCGGCUAUUUCCAAAGAUCCGUCACAAGAUGAAUAAUAGAUAUUAAAGGGGUUGUCUUGUAUAGGAAAAGCAUUUAUUUUUACAUUUUUUUUUAGCUCAGCACCUUUAAAAUGAAUGGGACUGAGCUGCAGUACUACAUAUGACCUGUAGACAUGAGUGGCACUGUUUUUAAAAAAAUAAAAAGGAUCAGGGUUUUUUCUUAUUAUGGACAAUCCCUUGAAAGGGGUUUUCUGGAACUACAAUGCGGGUGGAGGUCUGACUUCCAGCACCCCAUCUGAUCAGUUGAUUGAAGGGGCCAUAUCCUCUUUAUUUUUUACUAAGUAGUGCCAUCAGGGACAUGCACAGGUUGACUUAAA